GACUCCAGAGAGAGACUGAGCCGUGGUUUGGUUUCUCCCUGUCUCUUGCGAAGCGAUGCUGUCCCGCCGGCUCGCGCACGGCGGCGCUGCCGCGGCGAGGCUGCUGUGCGGGUACGCCGCGGAGGCAUCUGGCGGCGGAGGAAGAGGAGGAGGAGGAUCAGGCGGUGCGGGGGGCGGAGGAGACACGCUAGGGAAGCGGCUGCUGAAGCUCAUGUACCCGAAGCGGAGCGCGGUGGUGGUGCUGCGGCGGUGGACGGAGGAAGGCCGCACGGUGCAGAAGUACCAGCUCAACCGCGUCGUUCGCGAGCUCCGCAAGUAUCGCCGCUUCAAGCACGCCCUCGAGAUUUGCGAGUGGAUGAGGACCCAACCGGAGAUGAAGCUGCUUCCAGGGGACCAUGCCGUGCACCUCGACCUCGUCGCCAAGGUCCGGGGCCUGGCCAGCGCGGAGAAGUUCUUCGAGGACGUCCCCGAGCGGGCCAAAGGGCCGUCCACCUGCAAUGCCCUCCUUCACGCCUACGUGCAGAACGGUGUGCGGGACAAGGCGGAAGCCAUGCUGCGGGAGAUGGCCGAUGCCGGGUACCUCACAUGCGCGCUCCCGUUCAACCACAUGAUGUCGAUGUACAUGUCCAGCGGCGAGCUGGAGAAGGUGCCCGAGAUGAUCAAGGAGCUAAGGAGGUACACCAUCCCGGACCUGGUCACCUACAACAUAUGGCUGACCUACUGCUCGAGGAAGAACAGCGUCAAAACUGCGGAGAAGGUCUUCGAUCUGAUGAAAGAUGACAAGGUGUUUCCUGACUGGAUGACCUUCAGCCUUAUGGCUAGCAUUUACAUCAAUGCUGGGCUUCAUGUCAAAGGGCGGGACGCUCUGGUGGAGAUGGAGAAGAGGGCCUCCAGGAAGGAGCGAACCGCUUACUCAUCGCUUCUCACCCUUUAUGCAAGCCUGUCAGAUAGAGGGAACUUGGACAGGGUGUGGAGCAAGAUGAGAGAAAUCUUCAGAAAGUUCAGCGACACCGAGUACAAGUGCAUGCUCACUUCACUUACAAGGUUUGGUGAUAUCACAGCAGCGGAGAGUGUUUACAGUGAGUGGGAGUCGGAGUCAGGAACACGCGAUUCGAGGAUCCCAAACACGAUCCUUUCGUUUCAUAUCAAGAAUGGCAAGAUGGAGAUGGCCGAGAGUUUUCUUCAACACAUUAUGCAAAAAGGAGUCAAGCCCAGUUAUAGCACUUGGGAGUUAUUUGUCUGGGGUUAUCUAGGCAAUGACGAGAGGAUUGACAAAAUUCUUGAGUGCCUGAAGAAAGCCCUGUCAAGUUUAGACAAAUGGGAGCCAAACCCUCAACUCGUCGCAGCACUGUUUUCGCUGAUUGAGAAGAGAGGUGACAUUGAAGCGGCAGAGGAGCUUCUUGUUGUGCUUCGAGGAGCGGGGUAUGUCACAACAGAGAUAUAUAACUCAGUCCUGCGCACCUACUCCAAAGCUGAGAUGAUGCCUCUGAUAAUAGAUGAGCGAAUGGACCAGGAUAAGGUCUCAAUGGAUGAGGAAACUAGGGGGUUGUUGAAAUUGACAAGCAAAUACCCAAUAGGUGAAGUUUCCACAAUAAUGUAAUAAGUUGUGCUUGUGGCUGAAGGGAUGUUCCUGUUCCACGAUGCCAUGUGGUGUUGAUAUGCGUAGUCAUUGCUCUUGUGGAUUACAAAUUUUAAGUUAAAUGGCAGGGUUAAAUUGUGAGAUGAUAAUAUAGAGCUUGCGCCCGAGCAAUUGACUGUUUGACCCAAUCUUUUUUGACAAACGAACAAAGCAAAAUAUGGAUCUGGUGUAUUUUACAAAAGUUACAUUUGUAUAUAGUUCGACCAUUUUUUAAGCACAA
Molecule: messenger RNA, 1859 nt
Organism: Brachypodium distachyon (stiff brome)
Lineage: Eukaryota; Viridiplantae; Streptophyta; Magnoliopsida; Poales; Poaceae
Product: pentatricopeptide repeat-containing protein At4g02820, mitochondrial
Exons: 2
Coding region: 56-1600 (514 amino acids)
Cellular component (GO): mitochondrion
Molecular function (GO): protein binding
Source: RefSeq, a predicted model, not a curated record